Molecule: messenger RNA, 2306 nt
Organism: Cornus florida
Lineage: Eukaryota; Viridiplantae; Streptophyta; Magnoliopsida; Cornales; Cornaceae
Product: CBS domain-containing protein CBSCBSPB3
Exons: 14
Coding region: 222-1859 (545 amino acids)
Molecular function (GO): protein binding
Source: RefSeq, a predicted model, not a curated record
UGAUGUAAAUUUGACGUACAAAGAGAGGAGGGGGGUUAAGGCGAAAGAAAAGGGCAGACAUCACACAAAGCCCUAACAUACUCCCCUCUCUCUCUUGGUUUGCUUUCUCUCUCUAAAUUCUAGGGUUUUAUUUGGAGCGGAAGCAGUUUCUUUUCCCAACCAAAUCGGAAGGAGCAGAAUCAUAACAUAUUUAUUGUACGUGUAACGAUAAUUAAAUUAAAAUGAGUGGACAAGUCGCUUCAGCUCCGAGACGGAACAGUUCGGCCAAACGCAAUCAUCCAUCGUCUGUGAAGAGAUCAUCGUCCAAUCAUUCCGAUAAUGGAACCACCAAUGGGAGCCUAUCCAAGCCCUCAUCGCCUGGCAAUUCGUCUGUUACGGGCGAAAGGACGGUGAAGAAGCUGAGGUUGUCGAAGGCACUCACCAUUCCCGAAGGAACCACAGUUUCUGAUGCUUGUCGGAGAAUGGCAGCUCGUCGUGUGGAUGCCGUUUUGUUGACAGAUGCAAAUGCUUUGCUUUCGGGCAUAGUUACCGACAAGGACAUUGCAACUAGAGUUAUAGCAGAGGAGUUGAGACCAGAACAGACUAUAGUUUCCAAAGUCAUGACAAGGAAUCCUAUUUUUGUCACUUCUGAUUCAUUGGCAAUUGAGGCUCUUCAGAAGAUGGUCCAAGGAAAAUUUAGGCACCUCCCUGUUGUAGAAAAUGGUGAAGUUAUUGCUUUGUUGGAUAUUACAAAGUGCCUAUAUGAUGCUAUAUCCAGAAUGGAGAAGGCCGCAGAGCAGGGUAGUGCCAUUGCAGCAGCUGUUGAAGGAGUGGAACGCCAGUGGGGAAGCAAUUUCUCUGCUCCAUAUGCUUUUAUAGAGACACUUAGGGACCGGAUGUUCAAGCCUUCUUUGUCAAGUAUUAUUGCCGAUAAUGCCAAGGUUGCACUCGUAUUACCUUCAGAUCCUGUCCACGUUGCUGCUAAAAAGAUGAGGGAGUUGCGGGUAAAUUCUGUUGUUAUUGUGACGGGGAACAAGAUUCAGGGAAUUCUGACUUCAAAAGAUAUACUAAUGCGAGUUGUGGCCCAAAAUCUUUCUCCUGAGUUGACUCUAGUCGAAAAGGUAAUGACGCCAAAUCCCGAAUGUGCUACAUUAGAGACGACAAUCCUUGAAGCACUGCAUAUAAUGCAUGAUGGGAAGUUCUUACAUCUUCCUGUGGCUGACAAAGAUGGAUGUGUUGCUGCUUGUGUAGAUGUUCUGCAGAUAACUCAUGCUGCAAUUUCAAUGGUUGAAGGUAGCUCAGGUACUGUUAACGAUGUUGCGAGCACAAUGAUGCAAAAGUUUUGGGAUUCGGCUCUCAAUCUAGAACCAGCGGAUGAUUAUGACACCCAAAGUGAAAUAUCUGUGUCUGCAUUAAUGACCUCAGAUGGGACAGAAGUGGGAAGGUCGACAUAUCCAUCUCUUGGUCUUGGAAAUUCAUUUGCCUUCAAAUUUGAGGACCGUAAGGGUCGUGUGCACCGAUUCAAUUUUGGCUUGGAGAAUUUAAGUGAGCUUGUAUCUGCUAUUAUGCAAAGGGUAGGUGUUGAUAAUUAUCAAGACCGCCCUCAACUUUUGUAUGAAGAUGAUGAAGGUGAUCAUGUUCUGUUAACAACUGAUGCUGAUCUCAUUGGUGCUGUUAGCCAUGCCAGAUCUGUGGGGCUGAAGGUUUUAAGAUUGCAUCUGGACUAUGCUGAUUCACCCCUACAAAGAACAAUGCCACAGUUAGCUACAACCACUACCACAAACACUGGAUGGAUCUCUCUCACCUCUGGGAUUUGUGCCGGUGCAAUUGUUGCUACAGGUAUUGGUGUGUUGGUCUACUUAAAGCGCUCCAACCUGUGACAUUCUGUUCAUUCUUACAUAGAAAAAAAGGAAAAAAGAAAAGAAAAGUAGGGGCUUAUAAAGCUGAUUAUAUUUAAAUUGUAGCCUGAUUAUUUUGUUUGAGGAGAGCCUCAAAAAAAAAAAAAAAAAAUGAAAAAUGAAAAAAAAAAAGAUAGCUUUUAGUUAGGUAAUUAAGAUGGAGUUGUUUAGAGACUGAUGUAAAGAGGGUGAGCAAAACAAGUGAUAUUGUUAUCGUUGGGAAGAUCUGUUGUUGUCUAUGUUGCUGCUGAGGUAUAAAGCCCGGAACAAGUAUUCUACAUGGCCAGUGGUGGGUGGGUAUGAAACCUCGAUGCUUCACCCGCUGUUUCUUAAGCAUGUAACUUCCUAAUAUAAUACAAGCGAAGGAUGGUUAAUGUGAAUUGGGUUCAUUUUUCUUUUAAAUUUAAUAUUAUUGUACAUGAAGAAUCA